Molecule: messenger RNA, 3054 nt
Organism: Ectocarpus siliculosus
Lineage: Eukaryota; Phaeophyceae; Ectocarpales; Ectocarpaceae
Source: the annotation of a GenBank genome assembly
AUGGAGGACGACAUGUGUGAGGCCUCCGUCAUCCUGGGUAGGCUGGGCCACGUGAAUGAGCGCCAUGGUGAAGCCAUGAGCCUAAUGGUAAAGUCGCUUGUGGACGCCGGGUCGCGGGACGCUAUAAAAUCGGCGACGUCGAAGGUUCGCAGCGAGUACGAGUCCCUCAAACAAAAACUGGAGGAGCUUUACCAGCAGUCUAUCCAGGACCUUCAAGCCCACAGGUCAAUCAUGGAGGGGCCAACAAUCGCCCGCAUAGAGCUGGUGACUGGGCAGAAGGGCGCAGUCGGGCACGCCGAGGACGAGCUCAAGGAGGUGAUGGCCAAGACCGAUCAGGAAGUCCUGCGCAGAGAACUACCGGACGUGAUGCGACGCGCCAAUAAGACCCUCAAGGCAAGCAUUAAGCUCAUCGGGCUCCGUUUACCGAAGGCAAAGGAGCAAGCGGCCGCAAAAGCGAGAGGGUCGCAGGCGGGCGAGGUGGCGGCGGCUGCGGCGGCGGGUCAGGGCGGACCGGGAUGCUGCAGGGCGGCGUCGGCAUGGGACGAUGAACAGUCGGACAGAGGAAGGGGCCCCGCAGACACAGCCCUUGGUGCCCCGGAGGCAUGCAGCCACUGCGCCUGCGCGUGUCGGGCGGACGAAGUGUGGGCGGCGUACAGGACACUACGGAAGCGGUACCAAGCACUAAAGAGCCAAGCCGACAAGGAGGAACUCCGUGUUAACGCCGAGGAGCAGUGCAGGGAGAUGCAGUCCGAACUCGGCCGACAGAGAGUCAAGAUGGAGGCAGAGUUCGACGAAAAGAAGAGCAAGAUGGAUGAAGACCUCGUCAAGAUAGUCAGCGAGAUUCACGCCGAGUUGUACGGGAACAGGGGCGACAGGGGACCGGCGGCGGCGGCGGAGCGGGGCGAUAAGGAGGCGGAGGCAGGGACGGAUGGGCUCGGGAUAACGCAGGUGGAUCUGCAAUCUCUGCGGGAUGUCGUGCAAGCGUCGUUCAAAGAGUCACAAGCUGUCAAGGAAGAGUCGGCCGCGCUUCGCGAGAAAGUGGCCAUCGGGGAGGAGUGCUUGUAUGACGCUCUGCAGGAGGCGCUGAGUCUGAGAGAGGAAAUUGCGAGGAGGAAGCAGCACGGCGAGGUUCUCUUCGCCAGGAUCCGCUUUCUGCAGGGGCAGGCAUCGGCGCACGUCAAGAACUCGGCAAAGACGCGGGAAGGGGACCCUCGAUCCCCCGCGGACUCCACCGGCGACAGCGACUCCCACUCCGAGCCCAUCUCUCCCCCGAGAAACACGGGUUCCCGUCGUCGACGCGCCUCUGAUACCCACCGCCGCCGCCAACAAGAACCUCCUCCCCACGUGGACACCGACAUGGACACCGACAGCGACGAAUCCGAUGGCUCUACCGUGCACCACUACAUGCGGCCAGCGCCGUUUACCCGCCGGUUUUCCAGCAACAGUUACGAUGAGGACGGGUACCAGUCCCCCCCGCCGCUCGAGAGAGCGCGCAUCCGUCCCGGCGGGGCCCCCGGGAGGCACCCCCCGUCGCAGGGGACGCGUCCCGGCGGUGCCCUCGGGAGGUACGCCCCGCCGCAGGCGACGCAAGAGGCGGGCUGGGGGGGAGGGGGGUACAGGUCGACGCACCUGGAGAGGGAGCACGAGGACCUCACGCACGAGGUCUACGAGCUGAGCGCGCGGCUGGCUUCCUCCAGGACGACGACGACCACUUCUUCUAGCACCGCCGCCGCCGCCGCCGCCGCCGCCGCCGCCGGUCUGGGCCCCUCCGACUUCGAGAGGCGGCAAAUGGACGGAGGAGCGUCCUUCGGCGCCUCGGCGGCGGCCUCGGAUGGUUCUGCUGGCCGUUGGCCCAGGAGGAGGAGCCAGCCGGAGGCAUCGGUGACGGUCAGGGCGGUCGACAGGGUAGCGAGGACGACGGCGACUUGGCGGGCAUCCCGUGGCGGCGCUCACGUUAGCGGCAGCAGUAGCGACCAUGACGGCGGUUAUUGGGGCCCCGUACCCCGGAGCAGGGCCCGGGCGCAUCCACGGCGCCCCCUCGUCGCUUCUGGUAGCCAGGCCCGUUCGUCUAGCUUCUCGGGGGCUUCCGCGUACGAGACGGAUGGUGGCUGCUACUCUCCCAGCGGUGGUUCAUGGCAGUUGGUGGGUCCGCCGAAGCGGCACUCGCGAGCGGCGGACGAGCUCCCCGGUCACCGCCGCCAGCAAAGGCGCCGGCGAGAACCGGAAGGGGUUUCCUCGUCCUUCGAGGGCCGCUCCAUGGUCUUCCUCCUUGCCACGGACCGGGUGGCGGAGAAUAAAAUAUCGGUGACUGCCGGAUGAGCGAGCAGGCUUGCUGUACCCCCGAAGCAGUGCUGGUAGUCUUUCUCCCUCUUGUUGUUGUUUUUCGCCUUGCGGCGGACCGGGUGCAUGAGACACGCUCGUUCGUUCCACUCCGAUCGCUAUCACGUCUCACGCCUGUUUCGGCCUGCAGGACACAGCAUUGUCCCCUGGUGUGGGCGGAGUUUGUGGUUUUCUUAAUCAGGGUAACAGUCCUCGCGCAAAAUUCAGGGCGAUAGGGAUGGGAACUCACAAUUUUGGAGUGGCGAACGAAAAAUCGGAUCGCUUCCUCAACCUUAACCUUCAAAUUGGUUGGAAACUGCGCUCGGCCGCUGGGGAAAGCAGAUAUGUUAUGCGCCGCGCGACGUUUUGGCGGGGCUUCGCCUAGGGUCAUCAGUGCACACUUGCCGUGCCGCUGUAGGUUUGGGUUGGCAGGAAUAGUAUAUGGCAAUGGCAGGAUACCGCUGUCCGUGUUACGUACCAGAUAUGACUGCUUGGGGUUGUGUUGACCAACUCUUCAUUGCCGAGAUGAAUAUGUAUGUGUUUCUUCUGAGUGUGUGUGUGUCGUCUUGAUGUAUGCCUACCUCGUGCUCUUUCAGGCGAUAUAAGUAGUUUAUGCACGCCGUCUAUGCAGUUGGAUUCACUCGAUUCUGCAGCGGAUUCCAUGUUUAUAGUAUGACGAAGGCCGGCUCCUGUGAGCAGGAUAGUGUUGCAGUGUGCGUCGGUACCCAUGUGCUC